Syngnathus typhle (broad-nosed pipefish) is the source of this 3847-nucleotide messenger RNA. RefSeq names its product kelch-like family member 13 (gene klhl13). The coding region runs from base 1358 to 3397 and encodes 679 amino acids. Gene Ontology annotation, molecular function: cullin family protein binding; ubiquitin-protein transferase activity. Gene Ontology annotation, biological process: regulation of cytokinesis; protein ubiquitination. NCBI's taxonomy places the organism in Eukaryota, Metazoa, Chordata, Actinopteri, Syngnathiformes, Syngnathidae. Gene Ontology annotation, cellular component: Cul3-RING ubiquitin ligase complex. The record is from RefSeq and is a predicted model, not a curated record. The transcript has 8 exons.
GAACUUUGAGAGAAUUUAAACACCCUCAGUCAAGGCGGAUGCAAUCGCUUUAUCACACCGGAUUGAAGACAGAGUCGCACAUUUAGUGCAGCGGUUACAUGGCCUGGCCUGGCCUGACCUGGCCGGGUGUCCUGGCUGUAAGUCUGUCAUACCAUCUGGAGAAAAGCUUUCAUGUGGAAUCAGAGGUGUUAAUCAGGUAAUACCAUAUUAGCAGUUAAGAUGCUGUACUAGAGAAUUGUGCUUAAGAGGCACAACUGCAAGUACUGAACAAAUAGUGUGAAUUGAAUUUCCACUAAAGGCAUUGUAAUAUGAUCAUAUAAUAUUUUAGCCCACACAACUCUUGUAUAGUAGCAUUAUAUUGUCAAGAAAUGGUUGAUUACUUUGUUUUCUGUCGGGAGGCUAAUAUGGCGUUUCAUUUUUUUGUUUCAUUUUAAUGGGAAAGCGGAGUGGUGACCAAAAUGUGUAUGGACUGCUGAUCUUCAAUUGUUGUGCAACCUUCUCGUCACCAGAGUUGUAAAAGGCAUCCACGGCGUGCAUGUGAAAAGUUCAGAGCUUUGUAGUAUUACAGCGGGCUAUAUUUAGCUGAUGGUCAGUGUAUGACUUCUGGAAUAAGUGAGGGGAUGACAGAUGGGGCGGCAAAGUUUUUCUUGACCUGGCGACAGUGGAAUAAUUGCGGACAUCCAAUGCGCUGCCUUCAGCUCUGCAGAUGUCUCGUGUGUAGUAAGUGGACAAGCACGUGUGAUGUGAGUUUCUCAAAUGUGGAGCGUUAAUGAAGAAGCGCAGGACAUAUUGUCAUUAAAUAUUCAUAUCUUAGUUAAGCAGUAUUCUGGUUAUAAUUCAGCUGCCCGGCUGACCAUUGGUCAUCCAUCAUGCCACAACAUAUUUACGGCACAGUCAGAAGUUCCACUGUAUUAUCACUGUGUUAUUAUAUAUAAUAAAAUAGCUGAGUCCAAAGCAACCAAGCAAUUGCUCGAAAUAACGCCUCAAAAAUACCCUAGCGGUAAUCACAACUGCGCUAACAAGGUGGCACUGUUGCUUAGCUACACUUGACGAACCCUCGCAAGGCUGUGCUCAAGCGCCUUCCCCCUCCUACCACGAGACAGUCGCUUAUGCAGCGAGGCGAGCAGUCGCGCUGGAUGCAAUCUAUUGGCUUCUUGGCGCUGCUGCUAAUGUCACAACCCUGCCUGCCUGUAGCCGGCACUGCCUCCACCCGUGUAUUUCUGUCGCCGCGUCCCGCUCUCCCCCUCCCCCUUAAACAGUGUGGGCAGGAGUGGCAUGGAAGACUGCAUUGAGACGCUUCGCAUGGAAAUGCUCUUUGCUGUCGGUAUUGCUCCAGCACCAUUCUGGUGACAACAACAUGCCGUUGAAAUGGAAAAGCGGUUCUCCCGUCAGCUGGAAAUUCCCAGUGCCGGUUCUUAAGACGUCCCGGUCCUCACCGCUUUCACCUGCUUACAUCCACCAACACUCCUUUGUGGUGUGGACAAACCACUCUCUCCUCGCUGCCUGUCCGCCUUACCACCUGACAGGAUCCCUCGUGGAGGACGACGACACUCACAUGAAAGUGGCUCUGGGCUACGGUGAUAUGGGCGUCUGUGCUCACCUUCAGGCAUCAAAGACUGGAAACACACGUUUUUUCACAAGCAACACACACAGCUCAGUGGUUCUUCAGGGAUUCGACCAGCUUCGAAUAGAGGGACUGCUAUGCGAUGUCACUCUUGUCGCUGGCGAUGGCGACGAAGCCUUCCCCGUUCAUCGAGCAAUGAUGGCCUCUUCCUCAGACUAUUUCAAAGCCAUGUUCACAGGUGGAAUGAAAGAACAGGAUUUAAUGUGCAUCAAGCUCCACGGAGUCAACCGAAUAGGCCUGAAGAAGAUCAUCGACUUCAUCUACACAGCCAAACUGUCCCUCAACAUGGAGAAUCUGCAAGACACGCUAGAGGCGGCCAGCUUCUUACAAAUCCUUCCGGUGUUGGAUUUCUGCAAGGUCUUUCUUAUAUCUGGGGUUUCCCUUGACAACUGUGUGGAGGUGGGCCGCAUCGCUAACACGUAUAACCUCACAGAGGUGGACAAAUAUGUCAACAAUUUCAUCCUGAAAAACUUCCCCUCACUUUUGGGAACCGGCGAGUUUGUCAAGCUGCCUUUUGAGCGCUUGGCGUUUGUGCUGUCCAGCAACAGCUUGAAACACUGCACUGAAUUGGACCUCUUCAAGGCGGCUUGCCGCUGGCUGCGCUACGAAGAUAGUCGCAUGGACUACGCCUCCAAGCUCAUGAAGAACAUCCGCUUCCCCCUCAUGAACCCGCAGGAGCUCAUCAAUCACGUGCAGACGGUGGACUUCAUGCGCACAGACAACACGUGCGUCAACCUUCUCCUAGAAGCUAGCAACUACCAAAUGAUGCCCUAUAUGCAGCCCGUCAUGCAGUCGGAACGGACAGCCAUCCGCUCGGACAGCGCCCACUUGGUCACGCUGGGCGGCGUCCUGCGGCAGCAGCUCGUGGUGAGCAAGGAACUGCGUCUCUUUGACGAGAAGGCGCACGAAUGGAAAGCGCUGGCCCCCAUGGACGCGCCUCGCUACCAACACGGCAUCGCCGUCAUUGGCAACUUCCUCUACGUGGUGGGCGGCCAAAGCAACUAUGACACCAAAGGCAAGACGGCGGUGGACACCGUGUUCCGCUACGACCCUCGCUACAACAAGUGGAUGCAGGUGGCAUGCCUUAAUGAGAAGCGUACCUUCUUCCACCUCAGUGCACUCAAGGGACACCUCUACGCUGUCGGUGGAAGGAACGCGGCUGGGGAGCUCGCUACUGUGGAGUCCUACAACCCAAGGACAAAUGAAUGGACGUAUGUUGCCAAAAUGAAUGAGCCGCACUAUGGACAUGCCGGGACGGUGUACGGCGGCUAUAUGUAUAUUUCAGGCGGCAUCACGCACGACACCUUUCAGAAGGAGCUGAUGUGCUUUGACCCAGAUGCAGACAAAUGGACUCAGAAGGCACCCAUGACCACCGUGCGCGGGCUCCACUGCAUGUGCACGGUGGGCGAUCGCCUCUACGUAAUCGGCGGGAACCACUUCCGGGGCACGAGCGACUACGACGACGUGCUCAGCUGCGAGUACUACUCCCCCGCACUGGACUUAUGGACUCCAAUCGCCGCCAUGUUGCGAGGCCAGAGCGACGUGGGCGUGGCCGUGUUUGAGAAUAAGAUCUACGUGGUGGGCGGAUACUCGUGGAACAAUCGCUGCAUGGUGGAAAUAGUUCAGAAGUACGACCCCGAGAAAGACGAGUGGCACAAAGUGUUUGACUUACCCGAGUCGCUCGGCGGGAUUCGAGCCUGCACGCUCACAGUGUUCCCGCCUGACGAGAUGUCAGGCUCGCCAUCCAGAGAGUCGCCACUUUCAGCCCCUUGAUGAGUGAUUGGGGGGGAGCCCUGUUUUGGUCACACCCCCAUAACCCUUAACUCCCCAAAAAACAUAUAUAGACAUUGUUUGCACUUCCCUUUUGGACUAAGUCAGUACUGCGUCCCUCGGUCCUACAGUUCCUCAAGCGGUUAAACUUACACACCGCUACACGAAAGGCGAGCAAUUUCCACCCUUGUGUUGCAUACUCUGUUCGUAUCUUGUCAUGAAGUACCUUGACGUGAAAAGGGACUUUGCAAAUCAACUUUUCUACCUGAAUUUGCCGCCUGUCGUACGUCUCCAGGCGCGUUGCGGAGGAAAAGGUUACCAGGACAAGCUCAGGGCUCGGACCAGGCCCGCCUAAAAAGCACUCCUUCGGUUUUACUUUCCUGCGAUUGCUACUAAACUGACAACAAAGUGGUGUUUUCUAAAUUUAAUAAAGUUUUCAAAGUAAGUAGACAA